Acanthopagrus latus (yellowfin seabream) is the source of this 4320-nucleotide messenger RNA. It is a transcript of the gene slc20a1b, whose product is annotated as solute carrier family 20 member 1b. Gene Ontology annotation, molecular function: phosphate transmembrane transporter activity. NCBI's taxonomy places the organism in Eukaryota, Metazoa, Chordata, Actinopteri, Spariformes, Sparidae. The coding region runs from base 647 to 2773 and encodes 708 amino acids. Gene Ontology annotation, cellular component: membrane. The transcript is spliced from 11 exons. Gene Ontology annotation, biological process: phosphate ion transmembrane transport. The record is from RefSeq and is a predicted model, not a curated record.
GUUCCCCUUCACCGGCACGAGCAACUUCCACACAUGAGGCAGUGAGGCUCUCAUUCAAACUGAGACGUUUCUGGACCUGAAAAGACGGGACAUAUUUUACAUACUCGUACACAGCUUUUUGACGUAGUCACUUCAUUUUUAACAUAGGGCAGCUUUUUCCAGGAGAUAUUUCGUAAUCUGUGUUUUUUUUCAUUAUCCCGCGCGCGCUAUCGUAACGUCUGUGCGCGCGCUAAUUAGCUUACAGGCUAGCGGGGACUAUUCUUCACCAGACUGAUAUUCGCAACGUUUGGAUGUGCCCCUGGUCAUCUGCAGAUACUGUUGCACAAUGGCUGUUAGUUCACUCUGCUUGAUAGCUCAGCACCAAAGCAUCAACAAAAGAUCAAGUAUAAUUACAGGAUAGCAAUAAGCCCACACUAUACCUCUGUUUACCUUACUUGUUUUCUGGUCAGUGCCAGAUAAACACAUAACAAUUUUGCACUGUUAAAUCUCAGACAUCCUGUUUAAAACAGGUGGGUCUAAAGAAAAUUUAUUUAUUUUACCGUUUACCUCUUUAUUUUAUCAGCUGCUAGCAUUAUUAUAAAUACCUAUUUUGACAGGUAUUCAUUCCCUUUAAGAUUGUGAAGCAAUUCCUCUAUAGUCUACAAUCAUGGUUUCUACAACUGCAACUGCAAUAAUACUGGCCAGCACAGUAGGGCUUGCAACCCAGACUGCUCUGACGGAGUACAUGUGGCUGCUGAUUGUUGGCUUCAUCAUCGCCUUCAUCUUAGCCUUUUCCGUGGGUGCCAAUGAUGUUGCCAACUCGUUUGGCACAGCCGUGGGCUCUGGAGUGGUCACCUUACGACAGGCAUGCAUUCUGGCCACAGUGUUUGAGACUGUGGGCUCUGUGCUCCUUGGGGCCAAAGUGAGCGAGACCAUCCGUAAGGGUAUCAUUGACGUGGGCAUGUACAACGGCUCUGAGCAUGUGUUGAUGGCUGGAUCCAUCAGUUCCAUGUUCGGCUCUGCUGUGUGGCAGCUGGCCGCCUCCUUUCUUAAGCUCCCCAUCUCUGGAACACACUGCAUUGUUGGUGCUACAAUCGGCUUCUCACUGGUUGCCAGAGGCCAGCAGGGAGUCAAGUGGCUUGAACUCCUCCGUAUCGUUGGUUCCUGGUUCCUGAGUCCCCUCCUGUCUGGAAUAAUGUCAGCCAUUGUUUUCUACUUUGUGCGCAUGUUCAUUUUACACAAGAAAGACCCUGUGCCUAAUGGAUUGAAGGCUCUGCCUGUCUUCUAUGCCAUUACGAUGGGAAUCAACGUUUUCUCCAUCAUGUUCACUGGCGCGCCGAUGCUGGGAUUUGACAAGAUCCCUUGGUGGGGCGUCCUGCUCAUCUCAUUGGGCGUGUCUGUGCUGACUGCCAUUUUGGUCUGGUUCAUCGUCUGCCCUCACCUCAAGAAGAAGAUUGAACGAGAUAUCAAGUCUUCCAGUCCUUCUGAGAGCCCCCUGAUGGAGAAGAGGGAACUGAGGGAGCCCCACUGUCCAAUCCUGAAACCAACUACUAAGGAGACGCCUACCACCCCAGGUGUCAAUCAAACCCCCUCUGCUCAACCCCAGGCUGCCCCUGAGGAGCGCAGGGUGGCGUUUGACAUUGGAGAUUCUGAUGAUCUUGACAAUAACAAGGAACGCAAGGUGGCUUUUGACAUCGGAGAUUCUGACGACUCAGACUACAGUAUUGCAAAUGGUGCCCCCAAACAGCAGUCAAACAAUCAGGCCCAGGCCAACAACCAGCAAGUCCAGCAAAGCAAUGGCUCAACAAAUACUGCCAAUCAGGUCCAGUUCAAUAACCAGGUUCAGUUCAACAACAGGCCAGCACAGUUGCCAAGUAACGGUUACAGCCAGUACCACACAGUCCACAAGGACUCUGGUCUGUAUAAGGACCUACUGCACAAGCUCCACCUGGCCAAAGUUGGCGACUGCAUGGGCGAGGGAGGUGACCGACCUAUCCGGCGUAACAACAGCUACACCUCCUACACCAUGGCCAUCAUCGGCAUGCAUGGAGACUUCAAGCAUAAAGACGCAGACUUCCGUGCCAGUGAGGAUGGCGACAAGGGCACGACUGGUCCGGAAAGGAAACGCGUGCGUAUGGACAGUUACACUAGCUACUGCAAUGCUGUGGCAGAGCACACAACACCUGAAGGCCUGGGAGAGGGUGAUGUGACACUAGAAAUGGGGAAGGAGGACGCAGGUAGCAGCCAAAGCUCUCUGGAUGAAGAUGGGCUUGAGGCAGACAAGCCAGAAGUCUCAACUCUCUUCCAGUUCCUCCAGAUUCUCACUGCCUGCUUCGGAUCCUUCGCCCAUGGAGGAAACGAUGUGAGUAAUGCCAUUGGACCAUUGGUAGCCCUGUGGCUGGUUUACCAAUCCAGCAGUGUUUAUUCAAAUGAUCCCACACCCAUUUGGCUGCUGCUGUACGGUGGUGUGGGCAUCUGCGCUGGACUCUGGGUGUGGGGUCGUAGAGUCAUCCAGACUAUGGGCAAGGACCUUACCCCCAUUACCCCCUCAAGUGGUUUCAGCAUUGAACUGGCCUCAGCUCUGACUGUCGUGGUAGCCUCUAACAUUGGCCUGCCUGUUUCCACCACCCACUGCAAGGUGGGCUCUGUGGUUGCAGUAGGAUGGCUGCGCUCAAGGAAGGCAGUAGACUGGCGCCUGUUCAGAAACAUCUUCAUGGCGUGGUUUGUGACUGUGCCCAUCUCUGGCCUGAUCAGCGCUGCCAUCAUGGCCAUCUUCAUCUACGGCAUCCUGUGAGCAUAAGGCUGCACCCCGAGCAGGGGAGGAGAAAGAAACCGCUCCAGUGCGCACCAAGAGAAAAGGAGUAAAGUUGUGAGGCCAAAUUAUAUUGCUUACCUCAAGCCAACAACUUUGGAAGAAAAAGGAAAAAAAAAUAUUUGCAAGGACUUGUGAUACGGGCCUGUGGUUCUUGGCUGCAUAAUUUUCGACCUAGAAUUUGCUGUUUGUUCCAGUUGGGCCACAUUACUUCCAUUUGGGAAACUUGCAUAUCUUUUUGUUCUGACUUGCUUUUGUCAUAUCUCAUCAUUCUGUAAAGAGUUAAUCAAAAAGCAUCAACCGUUCUUUUUUCUUUUCUUCUAAUACUGAUUCUUCCUUUUUUUUUUUUACGUUGCAAUUAUGUAUAUACAACCAUGCUGUUUUAAUUUCAUUUUACAUGUUAGAAGGAAAUGAACAAUUAAAAUGCAAUAUUAGCCUUUUGCAGAUGUAACUCUCCAGUCAUAACACAUGCUGAAAGUAACGUAGACGCAAAAUGGAGUAUUUUUAGGUGGAAAAAAAGUUUACUGGCAUAUAUGUGUGUGUCUCCCCUCCACUUCCAAGUGUUUGUUACUGAUGAAUUGAUACUGUGCAUCUGGCCUCUUAGUAUUCCCUAAACUGGGACACUUGUAUUUCCUGUUUUGUUGUUCUAGAACAAUAUUGACUUAAAACUGUAAAUGAAUAGAGGUUGGUGACAGUGUUUUCUACCUAAAUUAUUUGACCACAUUCACAGCACAGUGACACACUAUUAUCUGAAUAGUUUACUAGGGUACAAGCACUAAUUGUACACACUGGAUCAUCCUCUGCAGGAAGGUAUGUGAAAUACUGUAUCAUUAGCAUAAAAAGGUGGCAUACUUCUAGCAGGAAAUGACAAAGCUCUAAAUUGUUAAAACCAACGGCCGAUCUUUGAUCAGAAUCUCCCAAUGCUCUACAUUCACUAUCAGCACAGACAGGACUGUCUGAAAUAACUAGUUUACUUGAAUCUGAAAUAUAACAGCAGAAUGUCAGUGCUCUCAAACAAGACCUUAAGUCUCCUGUUUAAACUUGAUUACAACAUCUUUGCAGGUUAAAUGCUUUAGAACUGUUGAGCCUUGUUUUCCUAGUGCACCUUGUAUCAGCUACUUCCCAGUAUUGUUUUUCUCUGGAGUUUGCACCUACCUAGACAUUUUGGGUUGCUCUAGCUUUCCUCUCUUGGGCCUGAGAAGCUGAUUGACAACCUCAAUCAGGGAGGGACAGGAACCUAAUACUAGAAGUUAUAUCGAAGGUGGUGAUUUGGAGUUGGGCUGAUCUGGUCUCUUGUUUGAGUGAGGGGGCGGACAUAACGUUGCAUGCCACCAACGUGUGGUCAUUUGGCUGCAGUACUAAAUGCAUUUUAGACCUAUAGAUGCUAUAGUUGCCUUAAUUGUUUUAUUUUCCCUUAGGAACCAAAGAAAAGAGUUUUUUGUUUUGUUUUUUUAAACGCACAUCAACAUACAACAUCCACACUUGUGGAUGAAAAGCAAAAAAAUGAAUAAAAAUGGGAAAACACUGAU